GCGAAUUUCCGACCCAGCAACCGUGCUUGUGCUUCUCCAAAAGAGACGCGUCGUGAAACAUGUCGGCCAGGAGCUUCCUUCAACUGCUGGCUGGAGCUUGCUUCAUCGCAGGCGCGGCCGGGGAGGGCGCUGGAGAUGACUUCUCCAAUAAUCUGUUUUCGGACCUAGCACCCAUCCUUUCGUUGUUUGGCGAGAGGGUCACGAUGCAGUUUAUGAGCCAGAGCAUGGGGUGGGCCGACAACGUCAUCCUGGCAAUGGUGCCCUUGGGCAUCAUCACGGCCAUCGUCAGCGCUAUUAGAGUCGGAGGUCCUACAUGGCUCAAGGCCAUCAUCGGGAGGGCGAGGGAGAGUCGCGCUAUUGUUGAAUCCGAGUUGAUGUCGUCCACCUCGAACGAAGUGUGCGAGCUCUGGAAUGGUCAGCAGAUUGUCAGAGUCAUGGGCGAGGGUGAAAUUCGGGAGUUCGUCAUCCUCGUCUCUGAUGAGUCGGACGAAACUACUCUUGACGAAAGGAGACCUGACACCCCAGCCUCAACGGCAGUCACAGUCGUGACGGAUGCAACCCCGACUGUAGGGUCGGAGAGCCAGGACACCACCCAUAGUUCAGCUGAGGGCAGUGAGCAUUUAGACGGCACACAAAGUGCUAGUGAAAGCACUGAGGGUUCCGACGACGCGCAAAGUACCAGCGAAAACGCCGAGCAUUCUAAUAGCACGCAAAGUGUCAGUGAGACCACUGAGAAUUCUGAUGGCACACGGAGUGCGAGUGAAAAGCCUGGGGAUUCGGACAACGACACAGCGGUAAAUCUCGAGUUUAUGGAACUGAGAGAUGACGAGAAGAAAAAGCACCUCGCUGACUUACCUUACCGUUCCUCGCCCCAUCGUCGCGGUUCCGUCACCAAAUACCGUCCGCCAGAUAUUGAAAAGGUUACGCCAGCCGGGGAAUCGCACGCAAGCUUUGAACAGUCGCAAAACAAGGCCCACGAUUCGAAAUCCUCAAAACGUCCAGUUGCGGUCGUCCGUGACACAGUUGUCCACACCCCAAAUAUCUCACUAAACAUUCGCAAUAGAGCAACUAGCCGAGAGACCUACGUGGUUGCCGCAUGUGGGACGAUUCUUCAGAUUUCCCUGCUCCUCGACAGCGGACUGACGGCAACAUAUCUCAGCGACAGCAACCUACUCCAAGAGAGCGCGCCGGCCAGUUACGCCUUUCCUUGCAUCGCAGCGGGUACCUUGAUGCUGGUAUGCGGUAUCACAUCAGAAAGGAGAUACCGUCCAGCAGCUGGGAAAGAGGCUCGAGUUGCCUGGCUGCAAAGAUCAGGGACUGUCAACGAUCAGUCUUUUGAGUCGUUUGCAGUUUUCCCAACCAAGGCUCAACUUGUGAUAACAACGUCGCAGAGGGUAAUACAGGGGCGAAGCUCGACGUCUUUUGGGAUCAGGAGAUUGGCAUUCUUCCGAGAACCAACCAUGGAGAUGGCAACUCUGGUUGCUACGGUAACCAGUCUUUGUGGCUUCGUCGUCCAGUUUGUGGGACUACGUGGGAUGAACUGGACUGUGUCUGUUGCUCAACUUGCUGCGACUAUUCUCAUGGCGGUCCUCAGAUCCUUGGUUCGUCGCAACCUCGCAGAAAGCCCGAACUCCCAACCACUUCCCCUUGGCCACGAACUGGACUGGUUGGCAAUGACUCUUGGCAACCCUUCGAAUGCUCCCUGGCUUCAUCCUGACAAGUACGGCGGGGAUGAGGAGAAGCGUGAUAAAUACAGCAGACCCUGGGCGGACCACGACGGCUGGGAUUAUGGUAUCAAACCUCUCGAGAACCCCAGGAAACCCGCACCGGAUUACAAGACUGCCGCUCGCCACUCAAGGGCCCACCGGGCGAUGUUGAUAAGACGAGAUCUUGGUGCACUGGCAAGGUGGCGAGGGCAUACGUCCGCAGAGGCCGUUGCUCUGGCCCGUGCGAUCGAGAUAGUCAUGGACUCCCUGGUAGGCCCUGAUCGUGGCACCGGUAUCCUUACUUGGCAUCUUACCUCGAUGAGUUGUGAUGUUCAAGAACCCAUCGUGUUCCGUGUGGUCCGGGAAUCCCGGUCGCGGGGAUUAUGGAAGGCUUCCCCUGACGAGAUCGAAGCUGCCCUUUCGCUGUGGUUAUACUCUGUUUGCCAAAGGGAGAACCGCCAAGAAGAGAAUGCGUACAACCCGAGAAUACGGCUCAGAGAUACUACUCGGUCACGAAACCAGGGAGCACCGGGCAAAAGAAACCUCAGAAUUAUGGGCUCGAUCGAUGCGAGAAGCCUGGAACGAGACCUCGGCUGGUGGUUGCCUGACGACAGCUAUACCAACGUACUUGAGCUCUCUCCCGAGCAAAGAAAAUCGCGGGAUAUUGACUAUGUUGUAGGUUACAUAAAACACGACAUAGACAAGGAAUCAACUCUGGCGGUGGUUUCACAGGGUGACUUGAAGACAUUGUAUCUUCACCACAUGUUCUCCGCCUUCAUGUGGGCAGCGGCAGCGGUAAUAGCCGAGAGUAUAGUUGUAUCGGGGGCUAUCUUCGGAGAAGCAGAAAUACGGACAUUCCUUGAGCGCAAGGGGCCACACCCACAUGCUUCCUGGGAAACGGAUACAUUUCGCAACGAAAAGCUCUCGACCUUGGUCCGAGACAUUGAAGGUGCUGGACUUGGUUGCGUUACCGACAUCUAUUUUGGGAUCAUCCCGCCGUUGAGCGCGUGGAAUCUGCAGCCGCCUGUUCACGCCAUUCUCAAACGCGGGCAGGAACUUGGGCAUCAGUUUGAGCAGCAAGGCAAUUGGAAGAAGGCCGGCUCUACUUUCGUGCGGUUAUUGAGGAGGACCGCCUUGUUUCCACGGGACAACAGCUCCGACAUCGCAUCCGAGGCCACGUCGCUCGUGAUGGAAUUCCAAAGGGCGCUUACUGCGACAGCCGUGUUGUGGGAGGGCCAGCUCUUCGACGACAUGGAAAUAUCGGAGCUUAUCAUGUUUAAAAAAUGGGUCACGGCUGGGGCGUCAAGGUACAAUGACCCUGCCAUCUUCCCCCGUCUGAUGGGCUUGUACGAACGGCAAGGUCGCGCCUGGAAAUGCGAUCUGGUGGCACACGCUGAGAGCUACCCUGGUGUAAACCCUCCCGAAUUCGGCUUUAGCGCGCUUCACGAGGCUGCUUGUAAUGACGACAUUGAUGAGGACGAAACUCGGCGCAUGUCAUACCCUAGCCCCAAGGAGGGCAUCGAUGCGCAGGACUUUCUAGGCUGGACGGCGUUACACUACGCAGUUGCUCGAGGUUCCCACGACGCGUUCCACUCCUUGCUUAAACUCCGAGCCGAUGUCAACACCCAAGACGUCCGGAGGCGAACACCGCUACACGACGCACACCGCCAGGACGACGAGCAGGCUGUCCGAGAGCUCCUACGAGCCGGAGCAGACAUCAACGCCAGGGAUACGGACGGCAUGACGCCGCUCCACGAUGCGGCCAUGCACGGCUCGAGAAAAGUGGUGGCCGCGCUCAUCGAAGCCGGCGCCGACAUGAAUAUCACGGACAACGGAGGGAGGACUCCCUUGGCCUGGGCUGUAUACAAGGGACAUGGCGACCUCGCCAGGGAGUACUUCUGGGACGCCACCAACAAAAAACAGCGGGACAAGAACGGCAGGACGCCGCUGCAUCUGGCUGCCAUGGCAGAAGGCGUGAUCCAAGACUUUGGGGCGCUCUUUAGCUUUCUCACGCCCGCCAUCGACAAGGAGGUGAAAGACAGGAGAGGUUUCACGCCGCUCCAUCUUGCCGCUGCCAAAGGGCAUCUGGCAGCCGUCCAGUGGCUCCUAUGGAAAGGGGCUAACAUGGAGGCGAGGGAUGAGGAUGGGCAUACGCCACUGGACCUCGCUGAGUUGAGGAAGGAGAGGAGUGAAGAAGAGGGGAAGGGGACGGCUGAUGAUGAAAGCGACGAAGAAUGGGAAUGGGAGCCGGGAACUGAGGAAGAGUGGCUGGACGAAAGUAGCGAGGAAGGAGAGGACGCCAGCUUCUACAAGAUGCAGCUAGACCCUGCUACGAUCAGGGGACUCGAAGGUGUCAUCCAGGCGCUGAUGGCGAUCUAAUGCUUGGUACAAUGAAAUCCAAUUUUCUCAAUCGGUGGCAACCCUUGAUAAUAAUG
Phialemonium atrogriseum is the source of this 4141-nucleotide messenger RNA. RefSeq lists its product as uncharacterized. The record is from RefSeq and is a predicted model, not a curated record. NCBI's taxonomy places the organism in Eukaryota, Fungi, Ascomycota, Sordariomycetes, Cephalothecales, Cephalothecaceae. The transcript has 6 exons. The coding region runs from base 60 to 4085 and encodes 1341 amino acids. Gene Ontology annotation, molecular function: protein binding.